Messenger RNA from Penicillium pulvis, 2448 nucleotides. RefSeq lists its product as uncharacterized. The record is from RefSeq and is a predicted model, not a curated record. Gene Ontology annotation, molecular function: zinc ion binding; DNA-binding transcription factor activity, RNA polymerase II-specific; sequence-specific DNA binding. Gene Ontology annotation, biological process: positive regulation of transcription by RNA polymerase II; DNA-templated transcription. The coding region runs from base 1 to 2448 and encodes 815 amino acids. Lineage: Eukaryota; Fungi; Ascomycota; Eurotiomycetes; Eurotiales; Aspergillaceae. The transcript has 4 exons.
AUGACCCAGACCUCCCAGCUGUCCCCCGGCCAGCUUUCGCCGGAAUCGCCCUUUGAUCCACCAGACGGUCGCAUCGCCCACACUCUCACCGCGUGCACCAGGUGUCGCCAGCGGAAAUCUAGAUGUGACCCUGGCAUCCCUCGAUGUGCGCCCUGCGAACGAAGCAACGCCAAGUGCGUUUAUUACGACUCCACCCGAGACACCACUAUCCCGCGGACCUAUAUCGUAUCCCUCCGCGAAAAAGCCCGCGCACUCGAGAAAGAGCUCGCCGCCGCCGAGAAAGAUAUUCAGCAUGCAGCUGAUGCCGAGCUGAUGGUACGGGGCGCUGGUCGCAUCCGCUUUCAGGAAAAUGACGAGCCUCGCUACCUGGGGCCCUCAAGUGGCAUUGCCAUGACUCGACUGGUCAUGGAGAUGGCGAAACAAAACACCGACUCGAAAAGCAUCAAAGAUGUCGUUCCCGAAUUCACCGCCCAGGAAAUCAAGGCCGCUUUUGCACAGGAAGACUCGAAGCCGACCUCGAAAGUGUAUCCCAUGAUUAGCUCGAUUCCGGCGGCUGAUCUGCCUCGGGGGAGCCUUCCAUACAAACUGAUUGAUCUUUUCGUCGCUAAAGCUCAAGCGUUGCUCCCGACUUUACAUGAACCAACUUUUAGACGAGAAGCUGAUGAGGUCCUAAAUGGCUCUACCGAACCGUGCCAGAACUUCCAAUUGCGCAUGGCCUUUGCAAUCAGUCUGCAAAAAAUGAGCAUCGAUUUUGCUGGCCUGGCGGAUAGCUACUAUUUAGCUGCGUUACCAUUUUUAGAACCAACACUCAAGAAAAUGGACUUGAGGGCCUUGCAAUGCUUGGUCUUGAUUGCUCAGUAUUCUAUGCUGACACCGACACGAACGGCGGCAUAUUGGGUGGUAGGGACGGCUGGGAAGCUAUGUCAGGACCUAGGAUUGACCGAAGAAGCCACAAUCACAACCUCCCCCGAUGGCCGCGCCCUCAACUCGUUAGAAAUUGAUAUGCGCCGAAGGCUUUUCUGGAUCGUCUCAUCGAUGGAAUUUGGACUUUCUCAUUCUCUAGGACGGCCCAACUGCUACAGCGUCACUCAUGACAAUAUUGAUGUGAACUUCUUCGAAUUAGUGGACGAUCGGUACAUUACAGCCGAUGGCAUUACCCCGGGAGCAAGGCCAGUCCUUGGCAAAUGCCUUGCCAUACAUUUUUUCAAGAUGCGACUACUCCAGUUGGAAGUUCGACGAGCUCUAUAUCUAACUCGACGGGAGACCCCAGUUGAUGACCAGGAUCCUUGGUUCUCCCACAUGUCAAAUAAAAUCGAUGAGUGGAUGGCAUCUUGCCCGAGGAAUGACGAUGGCAGCGGUUUGAAUGUUAAAUGGUUCCAAGGAAGGCGAAACACUAUCGUCAUUCUCAUGUAUCGGCCGUCGCCUCAGGUCCCGGAACCAUCGAUUAAUGCGGCAAAAAUAUGCUACGAAUCAGCAACCUUCAAUGUUGCUAUGCAUAAAGAGCAGAUGGUGACAGGCUCAGUAGACUUGACAUGGAUCUUCACUCAAUCCCUCUUCAUGGCUCUCAACACUAUCCUCUGGACCCUUUCAUACCCUGAAAUUCGGAAAGACCACCCGAUUGAGGAGGUCCAAAGCUAUCUGGACAUGGCACUGGAAGUUGUUGUCUACUCAGCAGAACGAUGGCCCGGCGUGCAGUCUGCGCUCUUGCUCUACAAGCGUCUUGUCGCAGCUUGCUUAAAGGCGUACACCACCGAGGAAUCAUUCGUUGUGCAUUCACCUUCGAAUCACCCCACUCCAACCUCUUCGCAGGGGCUUACAACCCCUCCGGCCAUGUCCAGUCCUUCCAGCAGUACCACUGCCUCCUAUUACUCCCAUGGUUAUCGGUCGAGCAAUCAUGUGCUGAGCGAUGAUGCUUCAACUGGUACCUUGUCCAGAGGCCAUUCAGCCGACCCUAGCCUACCCUUCUCCGAAGAGUCUACACCCCCGGCCUAUGGAGAUCCGCAGAAAUUGAUCGGAGUGCCCCCAAUGCCAGCAUUUGGGAUGCCGUCAUCGUCUACAGUCACCAACCCCCCAUCCCAGUAUCCACCAGAAGGCUUCUGUGCGCCCACCGCUCUCUAUGCCGACGUUUCCAUUGACCCUAAUACCCCCUAUAACUCGAUGCCAUCGGUGGUUCCCGGUGUUCAAGGCUGGGAUCCUAAUUUCUCUCUCGCCUCCACUACUGCCAGUCAUCUGACAUAUGUCGAUGCUACUGUUGAUCCCAUGCAGUGGACAUACUCGAUUGGGGACCAGUACUCCCAGUACUUUAAUGAGCCAUUCCCAAUACCCAAUUGGCGUGAGCGCACUCUCAGCCAGCAGGAACAGAUUGAGCUGAUGGCAUCGCUGGAACAGAAUAUUCCCGAUGUCUCAGCACAAUUGGUCCAGGAAUCUCAUGCCUUUUACCAAUCAUAA